UAUUUUCUCAGGGGGCGUAUCAGGACAGACAUAUGCUUUCGCCCGGUGGCCGCUCUCAGGUUUCUCUCUGCCAAAACUCUCGAAGGUCAAUGCGACCAGUGCUGGGACUGGAACAUCUAUUGUAUGCACAGAGCCAUCUAUUGAAGAAGAAGAUUUUCAGUCUAUUUCAGAAAUUUGAAAUGGCAAAGCGUAUGCAACCAGCUUGGCAUCUGCCAGAUAGGAAAGACAACACAGUGCUUCAAUUGUACAAUAGUUUAACCAGAAAGAAAGAAGUAUUUGUCCCACAGUUUGGGAAUCGUAUACUAUGGUACAGUUGUGGACCUACCGUUUAUGAUGCAUCACAUAUGGGCCAUGCAAGGUCAUAUAUAUCAUUUGACAUUUUGCGUCGUGUACUUUCAGACUAUUUUGGAUAUGACGUUUUAUAUGUGAUGAAUAUUACUGAUAUAGAUGAUAAGAUUAUUAAAAGAGCUAGACAGAAUUAUUUAUAUGAAAAAUAUGUAGAGGAAAACCAUAAUCUUAAUACUAUAUUAGAUGAUGCUAAACAAGUAAUGUCUAACUUUGAAAAUACUGUACACACUAUAACUGAUUUGGAUAAGAAGUGCAUGUUAGAGAAUAUGCUAAGCAAACUAACCAAAGUUAUUGAAAAUUUGGAGAAAGCUGUUAGAGAAAAAGAUGAACAUGAAAUUGCAGUACUUCAGGAACUAUUAUUGAAAGAAGUCAAAGAUCUGUUGUCUGACUGGUUGGAUCAAUUGAAGGGCAGUACUAUCACAGAACAUUCUAUAUUCAAUAAAUUAUCUAAACAUUGGGAAUCAGAAUUUCACAAAGAUAUGGAUGCCUUAAAUGUAUUAAAACCAAGUGUCCUGACAAGAGUUAGUGAAUAUGUUCCUGAGAUAAUAGCAUUUGUCCAACAAAUAAUAGAUAAUGGAUUAGCUUAUGGAAGUAACGGAUCAGUAUAUUUUGAUGUAAGCAAGUUUGACAAACAAGAGAAACAUUUUUAUGCCAAACUUGUACCUGAAGCAUACGGUGAUACAUCAAGUUUACAAGAAGGCGAAGGUGACUUGAGUGUUACGGAAGAUAAACUCUCCGAAAAGAGAUCUUUGACAGACUUUGCGCUUUGGAAGAGCUCGAAAGCAGGUGAGCCUUGGUGGGACAGUCCUUGGGGUAAAGGACGUCCAGGAUGGCACAUUGAGUGCUCGGUUAUGGCAUCAGUGAUUUGCGGAGAAAAUCUUGAUAUCCAUACAGGAGGCGUAGAUCUUAAAUUUCCACAUCACGAUAACGAGCUCGCUCAAGCGGAAGCGUAUUUUGAUAAUUCGCAUUGGGUGAAAUAUUUCCUGCACUCGGGUCACCUGACGAUAGCCGGCUGCAAGAUGUCCAAGUCGCUGAAGAAUUUUGUGACGAUACAAGAUGCUUUAAAAAAACAUUCGGCAAGGCAGUUGAGACUUGCGUUUCUUUUGCAUUCGUGGAAAGACACGUUAGAUUACAGUGAUAAUACUAUGAAUAUGGCCGUGCAGUAUGAAAAGUUCCUUAACGAAUUCUUUUUAAAUAUCAAAUGUAGAAUUAGGAGCUUAGGGAAGAAAACUACUAUUGAUACUUUUGCUAAAUGGACCGAUUCCGAAAUGGAACUCAAUAGAAAGUUUCAAGUUGCUAAACAUUCUGUGCACAAAGCAUUAUGUGAUAAUAUUGAUACGAGAUCUGUUCUUGAUACAAUACGAGAACUUGUGGUGGAUAGUAACGUGUACAUGAGCCAAAAUAAAAAUCCAAAUACUCUUCUUCUCAGGGAUAUUGCUGUAUAUAUUACAAAGAUGUUUGUCAUAUUUGGAGCCAUAUCUUCAACACACGAUUCCAUCGGGUUUCCAAUUGAUGACGAGGCAGUUGGUACAAAUGUGGAAGAGACCGUUAUGCCGUAUCUUGAAAUUCUCGCGAAUUUCCGAAAGAAGGUGCGAAACUGCGCGAAAACUUUAAAAGCGAACGAUAUUCUACAAGAAUGCGAUAUACUGCGCGACGAUAUUUUGCCAAAUGUUGGGGUGCGGCUGGAGGAUAGCAACGAGGAAACUUGCAAAGUAAAAUUAGUGAAUAAAGAAGAGUUACUAAAAGAGAAAGAAAUUAAGAAGAAUUUGGAACAAGAAAAAGCUUUAGAAAAAGAGAGAAGGAAGGCAGAGGCUGCUGCUGCAGCGGCGGCAAAGGAAGCGCAGAAAAGAAUAUCACCGAAUGAUAUGUUCCGAUUAGAGAAGGACAAAUAUUCUCAAUUUGACGAUAAGGGAUUACCAACGCACAAUGCCGAGGGUAAAGAGAUAAGCAAAGGUUUAUUCAAAAAACUGCAAAAAUUGCAACAAGCACAGGAAAAAAGAUACAAUGAAUAUUUAACUUUCAUACAAAACGGUCUAUAACAUUUCACACAUGAAGUAAACUCUUAUAUAAAAUUAUUUUAUUUAUAAAUUUAUAAUAUAUACAGAACGACGAUUUUGUCUCGCUACUUCUUCAUCGUGAAGAUAAUCAUGGUUGCUCAGCAUUGAGUAGUAUUUUUUUUAACUUCAGUACCGACAAUUUUAUUUCAGAAUUUUGGAUAUUUGAUAUUUGUUUGAAUUGAUUAGAUUAAUAUCAUAGAAUUACGUUUCCGAAGCCUUGUUCUAAAAGCUUCAAUCACACAAUAUCUUUAAUUUAAAAUUAUUUGUGAUAUAUCUCAUCUGUCAGUAUUUCUCCAUUACAUAAUUAAAUAUGUAUUACACAAUUAAGUAUAUUAGUAAAAUAUUAAAAAAUUUGUAAUUUCAUUCAUUCUAGCCAUGUAUGUUAUUUU
Messenger RNA from Harpegnathos saltator (Jerdon's jumping ant), 2794 nucleotides. RefSeq names its product cysteine--tRNA ligase, cytoplasmic (gene CysRS). The record is from RefSeq and is a predicted model, not a curated record. The transcript has 10 exons. Gene Ontology annotation, molecular function: cysteine-tRNA ligase activity; ATP binding. The coding region runs from base 33 to 2387 and encodes 784 amino acids. NCBI's taxonomy places the organism in Eukaryota, Metazoa, Arthropoda, Insecta, Hymenoptera, Formicidae. Gene Ontology annotation, cellular component: cytoplasm. Gene Ontology annotation, biological process: cysteinyl-tRNA aminoacylation.